CGGAGCGGUUGGGUCCGUUCCUACUAUUCCGGCGCCUCCACUCCGUUCCCGACGGGUCUCCUCCGUGUGCAAUGGACGGCAUUGUCCAAGAUAUAACAGUUGGUACAAAGCGGCGGGGAUCUGAGGAGCUUUUCACUACUUGUGUUACUAACGGACCUUUUAUCAUGAGCAACAACCCUUCUUCUGCAGCUAAUGGAAACGACAGCAAGAAAUUCAAAGGUGACAAUCGAAGUGCUGGGGUCCCAUCCCGAGUAAUCCACGUCCGGAAGCUCCCCAGUGAUGUCACGGAGGCAGAGGUCAUAUCUUUGGGCUUACCUUUUGGCAAGGUCACCAAUCUUCUAAUGUUGAAAGGCAAAAACCAGGCUUUCAUAGAGAUGAACACAGAGGAGUCAGCCAACACCAUGGUCAACUACUACACCACUGUCACUCCAGUCCUCCGCAGCCAGCCCAUCUACAUCCAGUUCUCCAACCACAAGGAGCUCAAGACAGACAGCUCUCCCAACCAAGCACGUGCCCAGGCAGCUCUGCAAGCUGUGAAUUCUGUCCAGGCUGGAAACCUGGCCCUGGCAGCUCCUGCUGCUGCCGUGGAUGCAGCAAUGGCAAUGGCUGGCCAGAGCCCUGUCCUGAGGAUCAUUGUGGAGAAUCUCUUCUAUCCUGUCACUCUAGAUGUUCUGCAUCAGAUUUUUUCCAAGUUUGGAACAGUCUUGAAAAUAAUCACGUUCACAAAGAACAACCAGUUCCAGGCUCUGUUACAAUAUGCUGACCCAGUGAGCGCUCAGCACGCCAAGCUGUCCCUCGAUGGGCAGAACAUCUACAACGCCUCCUGCACACUGCGCAUCGAUUUCUCCAAGCUCACGAGUCUCAAUGUCAAGUACAAUAAUGAUAAGAGCAGAGAUUACACCCGACCAGACCUUCCUUCUGGGGAUAGCCACCCCUCCCUUGAUCAGACCAUGGCAGCUGCUUUUGGUGCCCCAGGAAUAAUCUCUGCUUCUCCAUAUGCAGGAGCUGGUUUUCCUCCUACCUUUGCAAUUCCUCAGGCUGCAGGUACUGUAUUUCGCCUGCCAGUCCCAGCAGUUCAUGGAGCUCUGGCUCCUUUGGCUAUCCCAGCAGCUGCAGCGGCUGCAGCAGGACGGAUUGCCAUUCCCGGCCUCACUGGGGCAGGGAACUCAGUUCUGCUGGUUAGCAAUCUGAAUACUGAGAGAGUUACACCCCAAUGCCUCUUUAUUCUUUUCGGAGUCUAUGGUGAUGUGCAGAGGGUGAAGAUUUUAUUUAAUAAGAAAGAGAAUGCUCUGGUUCAGAUGACUGAUGGAAACCAGGCCCAGCUUGCCAUGAGCCAUCUAAACGGGCAGAAGCUGCUGGGGAAGACAAUCCGGAUCACGCUGUCCAAGCACCAGACAGUGCAGCUCCCCCGCACGGAUCAGGAGGACCGUGGCCUGACCAAGGACUAUGGGAACUCUCCUCUGCAUCGUUUCAAGAAACCAGGCUCCAAAAAUUUCCAGAACAUCUUUCCCCCAUCUGCCACUCUUCACCUGUCCAAUAUUGCACCUUCAAUAACUGAAGAAGACCUUAAGAUGUUAUUUUCAAGCAAUGGUGGCGUAGUCAAAGGAUUCAAAUUCUUCCAGAAGGACCGGAAAAUGGCUCUGAUCCAGAUGGGCUCUGUGGAAGAAGCCAUUCAGUCACUCAUCGACCUCCAUAACCACGACCUGGGUGAGAACCACCACCUGCGUGUGUCCUUCUCCAAGUCUACCAUUUAAAAGCUUUUUGGAAGGCCUGAAAACAGCAAAAAAAACAAAACAACAAAACACAAACGAAAACGGACUUGACUUAAAACCUCUUGGGUUCAGCCUUGCCUUGAAAAAGACUGAACACCACGAGGGGUUUCAACUUCCAUCAUUCCAGAAAGAAAGAAAAAAAAAAAAGCCACUUUAAAAAAAAAAAAUGCAGCUGAAGUGACCUUAAAAGAGCAGAGAUUUUAUUUUUUUAAAGAGAAAUCAGUUUACCGGUUUUUAAAAGCAAAGCAAAUGAAAUCUAAUCCAUGUUGCUGACCUUGUGGGUGGUGGGUAACAAAUCCUGACUGUUCCAAUAAAAAAAAUAAUCACAAGUUGAAGUUUACACUUUGGAAAACCUGCUCUGGGAAAUUUUCCCCCUUCCCUUUCUGCUCCUCUUCUUCCCUCUCCUUUGACAAAAGAAAGCAGAUCCCACCGAGUUUUAUCAGGUUUCACACCGAUGCCUUUUUGUUCUUUUCUUUACCCAUCUAUGCCUUGAAAAGAAGAGAAAACAAAACACACACAAAAAAAAAAAGACCUAAAACCACUGUGUAAAUUCACUUGAGCGCCUUCUGAGUCAGGAUUCUGCAGAACACCCUGGUGGUUAGGAGCUCCCAACUCACCCAGCACAAAGUUGGUUCGUUUUAAGUUGCAUUGAUCCUACCUUAACUGUGCAUCUGCUGUCCUGUGCCUUAAAAGCUUUUUUUUUCCUUCUUUUGGGGGGGGGGGAAAAAUAGGCAAAACCAUCUUGAACUGCAGGGAGUGGAAUUGGGAGAGUUAAGGUUGAUGCCUGAACUCUGUUGUAGGAGGGAAGGAUGAAUUGAUGCUGGCAAAGUGGAUAAAGAAAACAGUUGGGCUUUGACUCUCCCAGCAGUUGUAUCCUACUGUCCAUGACAUGUCUCAGUGUCACCUGUUCCAAGCCACUGCUCACUGCCUGUGGCUCAUCAGCAAACUGCUGCCUGGUUCAGGCAUUCUUUUUUUGUCCCUAGUUAGGCAGAGGGGGCUCUGGGUGGGGGAAGCAUUCCCAAAGCCAACUCACAUUCCAUUGUCCAUUGCAAGAGCAUUGAUCAAGAGACAAAAAUCAACCACUGCAGGCCACUUGUGAAGACGAAUCAUUGUCCAAAUCAUGUCUCUGUGUGUGUGUGUAAAUAUCUUUAACUCAGCUAGGACCUGAGGAGUUCUUGGCUACCCCACAUUUAGAAGAGGUGUCCUCGUGGGUCACCUUUCUUUUUUGUGCCCCCUGAUCUGAGAUGACUAAGGAGACCAAGGUAGCUCUGUCAUCCAUUCUUUAGAGCAUGUCUUCAGCAUUUGAGCUUUUUUUUUUUCCAUUGUUGUUGUUUUAAUUCUCUGUAUUAUACUUUUUUGAUGCUGUUGCUGUCAUCUGUGCCUAGCAAUAUUUCCAGUUGACCAAAUAUUCUAAUCUUUAUAUGCAAAAGAAAUAGUUUAAGUACCUUUUUUUUAAUAGAAUGAUAAGAAUGGUAUAAAUGUAAUCUAAAUUUACUCCUUUUUUUUCCUCCUCGUGCUAUUACCCUCGUAUACUGUACUUUGUUUCUUUUGUAAUUGAAGCUGUAGGGCAGGAAUUUAGUUGUCAGGCUGAGGUCAUGACUGAGAAGGGAGGGAAGCUUUGUGAUGAAGUCAAUAAAUCAACGGUGAGCAAAGCAGCUUGGAAAGCCACUAUUGGGAGUUAAGGAGCGCAAGCGGCUCGGCGGUUGAAGUGAAAGGACCUAGGCUAUAAAGUCGUUUGGGGUUGUUUUUUUUCCUACCUUAACCUAUAAGCCCAGAUCAUUUAAGUUCUAGGAAGGGAAUUGAUUAAGAAGUAGAAUGCAGCAGAUUGUGUUUUCCCAACCAGAUUUGGUAUUUUUGUUUCCUGGCUUACAACUCUUUCCAGGCCAUUCUGCCUUCUCUAGUGUAAUCCGAUGUUGCCUUACAUUUCCCUCUCUAACCUGCAACCUCUUGGGAUGCAAAAUAACACAAAUCUUGUACUUGUUUUCAGGGUUUUUUCUGCAAAUUGUGGACCAAAGUUUUGGGGGUUGUUUUUUUUUGUUUUCUUUUUUUAAUUGUCUUAGUGUUGCAAGUUUUGAUUUCCUUGCUUCACCUGGGAGCUCUUGACUUGCCCAGCACUGAGUGUUUGGAGAAGUCUUAACUUUCUGUAGUUCCUCCCUGAACUCGAGGAUGUGAAUUAUGCUGGAGAAGUGUUGUGCAGUGAGUGGGCUUCAGCUUGGGUUGCUGCCCUGAGGUGGAUGAUCCUGGUUUUGCCCAGGUCCUCAGGUUGGGUGGCUGAGGAGCACUAAAACCAUCCCAGUGACAGUGGUGUCCCGGCUGAGCUGAGGUGUGAAUGCUGGUUCGUGUUACCGCUCAGCCUGGAGUGUGCCUGUUAGUGAAACCUCCUGAUCCUCCUCUGGAGGGCUCUCUGCGUCCUCACCAGUGUCUGAGGGUCAGGAGGGGGCAGACUCUAGGUGGCUGUUGUCACCUGAAGUUAGUUUAUCUCCCUUCUGGCUGCAAACCCAACUCAGCCCUGCCGAUCCCUGAGCAACCCGAGCUGAACCACCGCGGUGUAAGAUACAUCACCCAACCUCCCUAGGGGGAGACGCUGGAAAGUGAUGUGUUGGGAUGAGACCUGCUCGGUGGCCUCUGCCACCCUGCAGGCUUGCCUGUAGUUUGCAAAAUGCAAGUCUAAAAGGCUGAGCUGACCUCAGAACCCAAGCUUGGGGAGGGGGGGAGGGAGGGGUUCUGUCCUUUGGGUCCCUGUGUUUGCAUGUAAAGAAUGUGAGUAACAAAAGGGUGUACAUAUUUAUGAUUUUUUUUAUACCUGUUGUAAGAGGAAAGGGGGAGGGAGGGGGCAGCAAAACUCAGUUGUUGUUUUUUGGGUUGUUUUUUUUUUGGGGGGGGGGGGGAGGGCUUUUCUUUUUAACGGUGACCAGAUGUAUUGUAUAUUUUGAUAACAGCUGUUCCAGGUUCAGUAUUGUGGAAGGUGGUGGGGGGUGGGGGAGGGUUUAAAAACAGUUACACCACAACAUCAGUCAAAUUCCAUCUCCUCCUCUUUUUUUUUUUUGCCUCUUUUCAAAGAAUGUUUGUACUGCAAAAAAAACCAACAAAACAAAAACCAAACAAAAAAAAAAGAAAGAAAUUAAAAACUAUUUUAUAACAACCUUUGUACCUUUCUGUAGCUCCAUUAUUUACUGUCAGAUUGUAGAAUGCAGUUAUUGGCCAGUCUGUACUUGUGCUUUCAAUAAAUUUCUUCUGUAUUCUUUGCUUCUGA
This is a messenger RNA of Pogoniulus pusillus (Red-fronted tinkerbird), 5025 nucleotides long. It is a transcript of the gene PTBP1, whose product is annotated as polypyrimidine tract binding protein 1. Gene Ontology annotation, cellular component: nucleus. Gene Ontology annotation, molecular function: mRNA binding. Bases 72 to 1754 code for a protein of 560 amino acids. The transcript has 15 exons. Lineage: Eukaryota; Metazoa; Chordata; Aves; Piciformes; Lybiidae. Gene Ontology annotation, biological process: regulation of cell differentiation; regulation of RNA splicing; mRNA processing. The record is from RefSeq and is a predicted model, not a curated record.